Molecule: messenger RNA, 1685 nt
Organism: Drosophila busckii
Lineage: Eukaryota; Metazoa; Arthropoda; Insecta; Diptera; Drosophilidae
Gene: pths
Product: probable ATP-dependent RNA helicase DDX47
Exons: 3
Coding region: 75-1640 (521 amino acids)
Molecular function (GO): nucleic acid binding; ATP binding; RNA helicase activity
Source: RefSeq, a predicted model, not a curated record
CGCUCUUUUUCUGCGAGCACGUGUACGAGAAGGUAGUGUUCUGGUAGCAAAAUCGUAAGAAUAUAUAAAAAAAUAUGUCAGAAACUUCAGAAGAGGAGCAAGCAGAGCUACAAACAAGUGAAGAAGAGGAUGACGAAGAAUUGAGCGGUGCUGAAGACGGCGAUGACGCUGCUUCUGAUGAAGAAAAUGGUUCCGAAGAAGAGGAUCAGGCUGAGAGCGACGCUGAGGCAGGCUCUGAACAUGAAGGCGACGAAGACAAGCCAGCAGAAAAUGAAAAAGCACUAACCUGGAAAGAUCUUGGUCUGAAUGAUACGUUGUGCCAGGCGUGCGAGGAACUCAAAUGGAAAGCACCUUCUAAGAUACAAAAGGAGGCUAUACCUGUUGCCUUACAGGGAAAAGAUGUAAUAGGACUGGCUGAAACAGGUUCGGGCAAAACGGGUGCAUUUGCUCUGCCCAUAUUGCAUGCGUUGCUUGAGAAUCCGCAGAGAUAUUUUGCGCUUGUGCUAACGCCAACACGUGAGUUGGCCUUCCAAAUUGGAGAACAGUUCGAGGCACUGGGCGUCGGCAUUGGCAUCAAGUGCUGUGUCAUAGUUGGUGGCAUGGACAUGGUGGCUCAGGGUCUACAAUUGGCUAAAAAGCCACACGUAAUAAUUGCAACACCCGGUCGUCUAGUGGACCAUCUUGAGAACUUAAAAGGCUUCAACUUAAAGGCAAUUAAGUACUUGGUUAUGGACGAAGCCGAUCGCAUACUUAACAUGGACUUUGAAGUGGAGCUGGAUAAAAUAUUAAAAGUGUUGCCCCGCGAGCGACGCACAUUUCUGUUUAGCGCCACCAUGACAAAGAAAGUGAAAAAGCUACAGCGUGCCUCGCUUAAGGAUCCCGUCAAGGUGGAGGUGUCCAACAAAUAUCAGACAGUCGAUCAGCUGCAACAGUACUAUCUAUUCAUACCCGUUAAAUACAAGGAUGUCUACCUGGUGCACAUACUCAAUGAGCUGGCUGGUAAUAGUUUUAUGAUAUUUUGCAGCACCUGCAAUAAUACUGUAAAGACGGCGUUAAUGCUGCGCGCCUUGGGCUUAGCGGCCAUACCACUGCAUGGACAAAUGUCACAGAACAAACGUUUGGCGGCUUUGAAUAAAUUCAAAGCGAAAAAUCGUUCCAUUUUAAUAUCAACCGAUGUGGCCUCGCGUGGUUUGGACAUACCACAUGUAGAUGUGGUUAUUAACUUUGAUAUACCGACACAUAGUAAGGACUAUAUACAUCGUGUGGGACGCACAGCACGUGCUGGACGCUCGGGUCAAGCCAUUACUAUGGUUAGUCAAUAUGACAUAGAGUUGUAUCAGCGCAUAGAGCACUUGCUAGGAAAGCAAUUGCCUCUGUACAAAUGCGAGGAGGAUGAAGUGCUGGCGUUGCAGGAGCGAGUGGCUGAAGCUCAGCGCACUGCAAAACUAGAGCUUAAGGAUUUGGAGGAUUCCAAGGGCUAUAAGGGUGGCAAAAAGCGCGCUGUAGACGUUGAUGACUCUGAGCAGUUUACAGGUGCGCGCAAGCGCAUGAAGCCAAUGGGCAAAGGCAAGAGCCAAAACCACGGCAAAGCAGGCCCAGGCGGCAAAAAGAAUUGGAGCAGAGGCAAAAAACGAAAUUAAUUUCCAAGCUAUAGUAUAUAAUAAAGUGUUAUUUUUUUUAAGUAA